UCCUACGGCAAAGCUAAAACACUGUCGUUUUUGUUUAGUGCAGUCGUGUGUAGUGUUUGUUUUUAACAGUGAAGUGAAAAAUGAAGUGGCUUUUGUCUCUAUUUUUAUUUGUGAUAGGCGUUCAUGCUCAGGAAUCGAAUUUUACGUUCACGUAUGAAAUGGCAACACAUUGCAAAGAACACAUCUGCCAGCGAGGCUACAGCUACGAUACGUACUACAGCGUGGACGCAGAAGACAGAAAGAACUACAACUCUGACGGAGUCACCUUUGAGAUGCACAUCGCGAUCCAAGCUGGCAGCAACGGGCAUAUACUGCUGUCUUCUGUAGCCUAUCCGGACCAUAAUGAUCCGGUUUACGAAAUAGUGGUUGGUGGUGGUGGAAAUAAGUUCACAGAGCUACGUAGAAACCUAAAGAGGAACGCCAAGGCAUCAUCGGUCACAGUUGGUAUACUUUCAGCUGUGGAACUGCGAGGAUUCUACAUACGGCUUAAAGACAACCUAAUAGAAUUCUCAAGAGAAGGAGCAACGGCACCAAUAAUCAAAUACUAUGACGUGUCCCCUCUUGACAUCAAGUUCUUCAGCUUCGCAGCGUGGAAUGGCGUUGAAGCGAAGUUCUUGUACGAUUGCCCAAGACCGGGAGAAGGUUCCAACGAAACAAGACACUCAAAAGAAAUAAAGAGAAGACUGUCUGACUCCGAGCAACUGAAGGAGGAUCUACUGAAAUACAGGAGUCCGAAUAUGGCACCGGGUCCCAAUGUCAGUGUGUCUGUGCAUGUCAACAUCACUGGACUCAAGUACAACGCGUUUGAAUCUAAGCUUACGACGGGGAUAAGUUUGAUUACUUUCUGGAUAGAUGAAAACCUUGCGUGGGAGCCUUCGAAAUUCAAUAAUGUAUCCAGUGUGUCAUACCGCCAAGGUCAGAUUUGGAGACCGAUGUUCCAGGUUUAUAACGCUGACAACUUGGACGCGUUAAAAACUAUCGGCCACGAACUGAUUUGGGUGUACCCUGACGGCUAUGCCAUAUUCCACUCGAAAGCUACCAUAGAUUCGUGGUGUUUCACUGAAACUACUAUCUAUAAUAGCUGGCCCCAUGACAGCUACUCGUGCUCCAUCGUGAUACAGCCUUGGGAAGCGCACGAGACGAUUUUCUUAUCAAUAUUGACUUACGACAUGCUACGUCUAGCAUUCAUAUACCAAGAUGACUUGGUCGAAAACGAAUGGGAGGUGACCAAGAUCACGCAAUUCAUUGUACCAGCAGUGAAGUGGUACCGAAUGUAUCCUCGUAGCAAAGUGAAUACCACCCACCAUGGGGACCGGCUGGUACUCAAUCUGGACUUUCAGAGGAAGCCGACGAAUUACAACAUUGUAUUCUACACCCCUUUACUUGUGCUGGUGACCUUCGUCUUAAUGUCGUUCUGGAAUAAGCCGCUUCAAAUGUCCCGAGUUUGGUUCUAUGCUGGAGCUACCAUACUCAUUUGUAUUGGAUUAUGUUACAUCGAGUACAUGAUGCCUUGUCACACUAUUCCUACGAUUUUGGUACUCUACAUAACGGUGUUAGGAGGCAUUCUACUGGCGAUGCUGCUUCAAGUGAUAAUGAUGACUUCUGUCGCCGAAAGGUUGUGCAAGACAAUGGUAAUGCAAAAUCUACUCUCCGCUUAUUGGUUUAGGGCGGUGUGUUGUUUGCCAGUUAUCAAGAUCUGCAGAAACUACAACACGAUCAAUGAAGGGUAUUCGACUCAAGACGAUGAAGAUUACUGCGAAAUAGACCAAGGCAAGAGCAAUGUGGAAGAGAUGCAGACUGAAGCCAACAAGUACUGUGAGAAGGAGGAAUUCGCAGAAGUAGUUGACAAGAUCUUGUUUGUUGUCUACUCUGUGACGUUCGCCGUAAUGUUAGGCUUACACUAUUAAAGAUGAAGUUAUGUCUCGAAAUUAAACAAUAAGAGUAGGCGCACACCGUUGAUUUUUAGUUGGCCGAUAGUUGUGCCCUAUUUUAAAUUGUAUGAAGAAUCGGCCAAAUCGAAUUGGC
Messenger RNA from Ostrinia furnacalis (Asian corn borer), 2025 nucleotides. Its product is annotated as neuronal acetylcholine receptor subunit NtR. Gene Ontology annotation, biological process: monoatomic ion transport. Bases 81 to 1907 code for a protein of 608 amino acids. The record is from RefSeq and is a predicted model, not a curated record. Gene Ontology annotation, cellular component: membrane. NCBI's taxonomy places the organism in Eukaryota, Metazoa, Arthropoda, Insecta, Lepidoptera, Crambidae. The transcript is spliced from 12 exons. Gene Ontology annotation, molecular function: extracellular ligand-gated monoatomic ion channel activity.